AUGGCUACCAACAUCACCUUCCAUCCGGGUCACGUUUCGUACGAGGAGCGAUCUGAGCUUCUCUCGCAGCAGGGGCUGACGCUCUGGCUGACGGGUCUCUCUGCCUCGGGCAAGUCGACCAUCGCGACCGCCCUCGAGCAGCACCUUCUCUCGCUCAAGAAGUCGGCUUACCGUCUGGACGGCGACAACAUCCGCUUCGGCCUGAACAAGGAUCUCGGUUUCUCGCCCAAGGACCGUGAGGAGAACAUUCGCCGCAUCUCGGAGGUCUCGCUCCUCUUCGCCUCCUCCACCGCUAUCACGAUCACGUCGUUCAUCUCGCCCUACAAGGCGGACAGGGACAUCGCAAGGAAGCUCCACGAGGCUCACGUGCCCAAGCUGCCCUUCAUCGAGGUGUUUGUUGAUGCCAGCAUCGACACCUGCGAGAGCAGAGACCCCAAGGGUCUGUACAAGAAGGCCAAGGCUGGAGAGAUCAAGGAGUUCACCGGCAUCUCGGCUCCAUACGAGAAGCCAGAGAACCCGGAGAUCCACAUCGAUGCAGACAAGACUUCCAUCGAGGACGCCGUCAGGAUCAUCACCGAGUACCUCCUCAACAAGGGUCACCUGAAGCUCUGA
Kalmanozyma brasiliensis GHG001 is the source of this 612-nucleotide messenger RNA. Its product is annotated as Adenylylsulfate kinase. Gene Ontology annotation, biological process: sulfate assimilation. Bases 1 to 612 code for a protein of 203 amino acids. The transcript has a single exon. The record is from RefSeq and is a predicted model, not a curated record. Lineage: Eukaryota; Fungi; Basidiomycota; Ustilaginomycetes; Ustilaginales. Gene Ontology annotation, molecular function: adenylylsulfate kinase activity; ATP binding.